GAAAUUUCAACAUUUCCAGAGCUUGGUGUAAACUGGCUUCCUGGGGUUUGUUACCACCACUUUGAAAUUGUGUGUGCCAGUGGGAGUUGGUGGCUGUUUGUAUUCAGGAGAAUGCACCAUGCAUCGUAAGUGGAGUGGAUUGAUAGUGGUGAUCCAUCUGCUGUGUGCUAACUUUCCCAGGACCCUGGUGACCGAGAGUGUGCAUGUGCUAGAAGUCUGCCAGGAUCCAAGGUACAGGUGGAAGACCUCAGAUCUACGUGACACUGGACCUUACUCUGAAACCAAAAGCAAAUGAAAAGAAACUUAAUUUUAAAAGCGUCUUCUGAUCCACCAAGAAGAGGGUAACUGGAUUGCUCAGCCAGAAUGAGGAGCAGUUUUACCGAAAGAAGAGGACAAUAUUGGGAUCCUCUUUGACCUGUCCAUUUGGAAAUAAUACUGUCUGUUGAGAUAUAGAAGGGUAGAAAGCUUUUAUUUGGAACAAUGAAUUUCCUAAAGGAGAAUAGUCAAGUCCUUAUUCAAAGGAUGGGAAUGACUGUUAUAAAGCAAGUUGUGGAUGAGCUCUUUGUAUGGAAUGUUCUGAAUUUUGAAGAAGUAAACAUCAUUUGCUGUGAGAAGGUGGAGCAGGAUGCAGCAAGAGGGAUCGUCCACAUGAUUUUGAAGAAGGGUCCAGAAGCCUGUAACCUCUUUCUGAAAUCCCUUGAAAAGUGGAACUAUCCUCUGUUUCAGGACUUGAAUGGACAAAGUCUUUUUCAUCAGAUGUCAGAAGGAGACUUAGAUGAUUUGGCUCAGGAUUUAAAGUAUUUAUACCAUACCCCCUCUUUUCUGAACUUCUACCCCCUGGGUGAAGAUAUUGACAUUAUUUUCAAUUUGAAAAGCACCUUCACAGAACCUGUCCUAUGGAGGAAGGACCAACACCAUCACCGUCUGGAGCAGCUGACCCUGAACGGUCUGCUGGACACCCUUCAGAGCCCCUGCAUCAUUGAAGGGGAAUCGGGAAAAGGGAAGUCCACUCUGCUACAGCGAGUCGCCAUGCUCUGGGCCUCCGGAAACUGCAGGGCUCUGACGAAAUUCAAAUUAGUCUUCUUUCUCCGUCUGAGCAGGGCCCAGGGUGGACUCUUUGAAACCCUGUGUGACCAACUGGUGGACAUACCUGACACGAUCAGGAAGCAGACUUUCAUGGCCAUGCUGCUAAAGCUACGGCAAAGGGUUCUUUUUCUCCUGGAUGGUUACAAUGAAUUCAAGGCCCAGAACUGCCCAGAAAUCGAAGCCCUGAUAAAGGAAAACCACCGCUUCAAGAAUAUGGUCAUUGUCACCACCACCACUGAGUGCCUGAGGCACAUCAGGCAGUUUGGUGCCCUGACUGCCGAGCUGGGGGAUAUGACGGAGAAGAGUGCCCAGGUUCUCAUCCGGGAAGUGCUGAUAAAGGAGCUUGCUGAAGGCUUGGUACUCCAAAUUCAGAGAUCCAGGUGCUUGAGGAAUCUGAUGAAGACCCCUCUCUUUGUGGUCAUCACUUGUGCAAUCCAGAUGGGGGAAAGUGAGUUCCAUUCUCACACACAAACAACACUGUUCUGUACGUUCUACGACUUGCUGAUACAUAAAAACAAGCACAAACGUAAAGGGGUGACAGCAAGUGACUUUACUCGGAGCUUGGACCACUGUGGAGACCUAGCUCUAGAGGGCGUGUUCUCCCACAGGUUUGAUUUUGAACCGGAGGACGUGUCCAGCGUGAACGAGGACGUCCUACUGACGACGGGACUUCUCUGCAAAUACACAGCUCAAAGGUUCAAGCCAAAGUAUAAAUUCUUUCAUAAAUCAUUCCAGGAGUACGUAGCAGGACGCAGACUCAGCAGUUUACUGAUGUCGCGAGAGCCAGAGGAGGUGACUGAGGGGAACAAUCACUUGCAGAAAAUGGUUACCAUUUCAGACAUUACAUCCAAGUACAGCAACCUGCUCCUGUAUACAUGUGGGUCAUCUGCCGAAGCCACCAAGGCUAUUUUGAAUCACCUUGCAGCAGUGUGUCAGCACGGCAGCCUCCUUGGGCUUUCCAUCCCCAAGAGGGCUCUCUGGAGGCAGGAAUCUAUGCAAAAUGAAAAAAGCACCGCUAUGCAAGAGAUUCUGAAAGCCGUAAACGUCAAUUCCUUUACAGAGUGUGGCAUCAGUUUAUUCCAGGAGAGUAUAUCCAAAUCAGCACUGAGUGAAGACUUCGAAGCUUUCUUUCGUGGUAAAAGCUUAUAUAUCAACUCAGAGAACAUCCCUGAUUACUUAUUUGACUUCUUUGAACACUUGCCUAAUUGUGCAAGUGCUCUGGACUUCAUUAAACUGGACUUCUAUGGGGGAGCCGCAGCUUUGCAGAACAAGACCCCAGAGGACACAAGCAAGACCCACAUGGAUGGGUCCUCAGGAACCUACAUUUCCAGCAGGGCCGUGUCUCUGUUCUUUAACUGGAAGCAGGAAUUCAAGACUCUGGAGGUUACACUCCGGGAUUUCAGCAAGUUGAAUAAGAAAGAUAUCAAAUAUCUGGGAAAGAUAUUCAGCUCUGCUACAAGCCUCAGACUAUACAUUAAGAGAUGUGCGGGCAUGGCUGGAAGCCUCAGUUUGGUCCUCAGCACCUGCAAGAACAUUCAUUCCCUCAUGGUGGAAGCCAGUCCUCUUACCAUAGAAGACGAGCAGCAUAUUGCAUCUGUGACAAACCUGAAAACCUUGAGUAUUCACAACCUACAGACUCAGCGGCUGCCAGGUGGUCUAACUGACAGCUUGGGUAAUUUGAAGAACCUCACGAAGCUUACACUGGAUAACAUUAAGAUGAAUGAGGAAGAUGCUAUAAAACUAGCUGAAGGUCUGACAAACCUGAAGAAUAUGUGUUUACUUCGUUUGACCCACUUGUCUGACAUUGGGGAGGGAGUGGAUUAUAUAAUACAGUCUCUGUCAGCCGAACCCUGUGAACUUGAAGAAAUUCAAUUAGUUUCCUGCUGCCUGUCGGCAAAUGCUGUGAAAACCCUAGCUCAGAAUCUUCACAAUUUGGCCAAACUGAGCAUUCUUGACUUAUCUGAAAAUCACUUGGAAAACGAUGGAAACGAAGCUCUACAUGAACUGAUUGGCAGGCUGCACAUCCUGGAAGAGCUAACGGUGUUGAUGCUGCCCUGGUGGAGUGAUGUACGAGUCAGUCUGACGAGGCUGUUGGAGCAACUGGAGGGGGCCCCCCAACUCGUCAAACUUGGGCUGAAAAACUGGAGACUCACAGAUGCAGAAAUUAGAAUUCUAGGUGCAUUUUUUGAAAAGAACCCUCUGCAAAACUUCCAGCAGCUGGAUUUGGCAGGAAACUGUGUGAGCAGUGAUGGAUGGCUUACCUUCAUGGGUAUACUUGAGAAUCUUAAGCAAUUAGUGUUUUUUGACUUCAGUACGGAAAGAUUUUUACCUGAUGCAGCAUUAGUCAGGAAACUUAGCCAUGUGUUAUCGAAGUUAACUUUUUUGCAAGAAGCUAGGCUUGUUGGGUGGCAAUUGGAUGAUGAUGAUGUGAGUGUUAUUAAAGGUGCUUUUACACUAGUAACUGAUUAAAUAAAGGACACCCUGAGCCCAUGAA
This is a messenger RNA of Hipposideros armiger (great roundleaf bat), 3580 nucleotides long. It is a transcript of the gene NLRC4, whose product is annotated as NLR family CARD domain containing 4. The record is from RefSeq and is a predicted model, not a curated record. NCBI's taxonomy places the organism in Eukaryota, Metazoa, Chordata, Mammalia, Chiroptera, Hipposideridae. Gene Ontology annotation, biological process: detection of bacterium; regulation of apoptotic process; defense response to bacterium. The coding region runs from base 481 to 3555 and encodes 1024 amino acids. The transcript is spliced from 10 exons.